GCCGGACGGACAGACGCGGCCGGGCUGCUCUGCGGAUCGGGCCGGGCCGGGCCGGGCCGGGCGGGCGCCGCGCGGUGAUUGGCUGCGCGGGCUCGUGCCGGCGGUUGCUAGGCUGCGCGCCGCCCCUCCCCCAGGUUUUGGAAUUACCUGUGUUGAGACCUUCCUGUAGGACUGAUUUGCAAAGAAUCAUCAAGUAACAUCUGGAUUGUGACAGGAAAAGGAUUCAAGUGUAAUCAGGUUCCUGCGACUUCCAGGAUGAAGUUACUGUGAAGGGCUUGAGGAUCCCACACAGCCUCCGCGUGACUUGCAGGGCCCCCUGUUGCUUCCUUUCUGAGUGGAAUUCAAUAAUUGAAGUUUUCAGUAAGGAUGACUGUUGGAUUUUUACUGCUGCCCCCUCUGCUGGGGAGGACUUUGCUUACAGCAUUACUGAUGGCUGCCUAUGUUCAAUGCCAUUGGCCCAGUGAGCCCUCAGAAGUACAGGACUGGGAAAACCAGUUAGAGGCCUCUAUGCAUUCUGUGCUAUCAGAUCUCCGAGAGACUAUCCCAGCAGUGGUGGGGAUUCCAGACAGCUCUGCUGUGGUAGGCCGCUUCUUCAGAGCCACCAUCCCAACAGAUUUAAUUGCUUCCAAUGGAGAAAUGGUUCAGAUUUCUGAAGCUGGGAAAGACUCCUUGCCUUCUUGGUUGCAUUGGGAAGCAGACAGUAGCACCUUGGAAGGUCUCCCCCUUGAUACUGACAAAGGUGUUCAUUAUAUCUCAGUGAAUGCAAUGCAGCUUGUACCCAAUGGAAGUUAUGUGCCCCAAAAUGCAAAUGUCUUUUCCAUUGAGGUUCAUCCUGAAGACCACAAUGAGCCCCAGUCAGUGCGAGUAGCUUCCCAAGACUUGAAUGAGGGAAUACCGUUUGUAUGUGGUGCAGAGGAGCCAGUAACUAUCCUGACUGUAAUUUUGGAUGCUGACUUAACAAAAAUGACACCAAAGCAGAGGAUUGAACUUCUAAACCGAAUGAGAAGCUUCUCAGAGGUGGAACUUCACCACAUGAAGUUGGUUCCUGUUGUAAAUAAUAGACUCUUUGAUAUGUCAGCUUUCAUGGCCGGUCCAGGAAAUGCAAAGAAGGUGGUGGAAAAUGGGGCCUUACUUUCCUGGAAAUUAGGAUGCUCUUUGAGCCAAAAUAGUGUCCCUAACAUCAGCAGUGUUGAAGCUCCAGCUAAGGAAGGGACAAUGUCUGCCCAUCUUGGCUACCCUGUUGUCGGCUGGCACAUCGCUAACAAGAAACCUCAUCUCCCCAAAAGGAUAAGGCGGCAGAUCAAUGCUACUCCUACACCUGUCACUGCCAUUGGCCCACCCACCACUGCCAUCCAGGAACCACCAACCAGAAUCAUUCCCACCCCCACAUCCCCAGCCAUUGCACCUCCCACAGAAACAACAGCUCCUCCAGUCAGAGAACCUGUACCAUUGCCAAGGAAACCUACAGUUACAAUUAGAACAAGAGGACCUAUUGUUCAGACACCAACUCUAGCACCAACUCAGCCAACCAGAUUAAUAGAAACUACCACUGCAGUCACUGGGCAGAUUCGUCCAACAAUGACCAGUUAUGUAGAGCCUACUGCUGUGGUUACACCUCCUACAACCACCAAGAGACCAAGAGUCACCACCCUGAAACCAGCCACCCCUUCAACCACAGAUUCCUCUACAGCAACAACACGAAGGCCUACACGAAGACCCAAAACUCCACGACCUACCAAGCCUUCUGGCACAACCAGAACACCAAUAACUAAGCUGGAAACCUCCUCCCCACCAACCCGUGUACGCACCACUACUAGUGGGAUUCCCCAUGUGUGGGAACCAAAUGAGCCACCAAAGCUGACAAACCACAUUGAUAGGGUGGAUGCAUGGGAAGGCACUUACUUUGAGGUCAAAAUACCUUCUGAUACUUUCUAUGAUAAAGAAGAUACCACUACAGAUAAACUACAAUUGACUCUGAAACUGAAGGAGCAGCAAAUGAUUGAAGAAAACUCUUGGGUCCAAUUCAAUAGCACUAGUCAGCUGAUGUAUGGUCUGCCUGAUCACAGCCACAUAGGGAAGCAUGAGUAUUUUAUGUAUGCCACAGACAAAGGUGGCCUCUCUGCUGUGGAUGCUUUUGAAAUACAUGUCCACAAAAAGCCGCAUGGGGAAAAGUCUCCAGUUAAAUUUAAAGCCAGAUUCCAUGGAGACCACAAUACAGUAGCCAAUGACAUCAGUAAGAAGAUACUAUUGGUAAAGAAGCUGGCUUUUGCAUUUGGAGACAGGAAUAGCAGCACCAUUACUUUACAGAACAUCACCAAAGGCUCUAUCUUAGUGGAAUGGACAAACAACACUUUGCCCCUAGAGCCAUGUCCAAAGGAGCAGAUCAAGGCCAUGAGCAAAAAAAUCGCUGAUGAAUCUGGUAGUCCUAGCCCAGCCUUCUCAAAUGCCUUAGACCCAGAGUUCAAGCCUAUAAACAUUUCUGUGGUUGGCUCAGGCAGUUGUAAGUCCUUUCAGUUUAUUCCAGUGACUGGCGAUGGAAGGAUUAUCUCUGAGGCAACACCAACUUUGGCAGCAGGGAAGGACCCUGAAAAGAGCAGUGAGGAUGAUGUGUACUUACACACAGUCAUCCCUGCAGUUGUGGUAGCUGCUAUCCUGCUUAUUGCUGGAAUCAUUGCUAUGAUUUGUUAUCGCAAGAAGAGAAAAGGUAAGCUAACCAUUGAAGACCAAGCUACCUUCAUCAAGAAAGGAGUGCCAAUCAUCUUUGCUGACGAGCUGGAUGACUCCAAGCCACCCCCUUCUUCCAGCAUGCCCCUGAUUCUUCAAGAGGAGAAAGCUCCGCUUCCUCCUCCAGAGUACCCUAACCAGAGUAUGCCAGAGACCACACCACUGAAUCAGGACACCAUAGGAGAAUAUACACCACUGCGGGAUGAAGACCCCAACGCUCCUCCCUAUCAGCCCCCCCCGCCAUUCACAGCACCCAUGGAAGGUAAAGGCUCUCGCCCGAAGAACAUGACCCCUUACAGGUCUCCACCUCCAUAUGUUCCCCCUUAAUGAGCAGCAGACUCUGUGCGGAGAAGGGGCCUCUAGUUCCACACCCGUGCUGUCUGUGGGGAUGGAUGGCCUGUAGAUCCAUUGCCAGCCAGAAACCAACACUCAGAAUCCCAGAUCCAGCCAGCUCCUGAGCAGCCCCCCUCCAGAUACCUUCACUACACCUGAGUGCUUGUGGAACUUUGAGGACACUUGUUUUAUUUUUGCCUAACAGCUUUUAUUUUAUUUUAUUCAUAGAAAAAUUUCUUCUUGGCUCAAAGGUAUUUCUGACAGCAGGCUUCUCAAAGCAUACGCGGACUUGAGCAAAGGGGCAUGGAUGGAUGGACGAACAUGCAGGCAGCACUGGGGGUGGCACUCUGGGUCUCUGCUGUUUGCCUUUAACACUAACUGUACUGUUUUUUCUAUUCACGUGUGUCUAGCUACAGGACAUAACAUGAAAGGUAGCCUACAAGUAAUUAAAUUCAAGGGACUUUCUGAACUCCGUUAAGUUUUUACAUUUAAUCUGCUGUUUACCUAAACUUGUAUGUAUAGUUUUGGGGACAGGGGAGGGGUAGGGCUUUGCUAAAAAUAAGCUCCAGGAGUGUUUCAAAUCCAGUUAAAGAAUGGAUCUAGGGAUAGUGGGUUUUUUUUAUCAAGGAAAUCCUAUUUUUACAUGUAUUAUAAAGUACAGUCAUUAGUUUAGUCAAACUAACUUUGGGCAUCUCUGUGAAGCAGAGAGAAAGUACCCUGCACAUUAGGGUGCUGUUGAUGGCCUGCUUGUAUCCACCUUGCCAUGGUACUAGAAAACAGAGCUUGGAGAUGAAUAGCUCAGCUUAGCUUGGAAAAGAACUAAUUUGUUAACAAAGAGCAAAGCUCAGUCAUGCUCAGAGGGGUGGCUGCAGCAACAGUGCUUCAUCUUCACUGUGGGGGCAUGUAGUGGUGUCUGCAAACCAUCAGAAGUGGGGUCUGGCAGGAACAGGAGAAGGUUUUUCAUUGCAUUGACUUCUCCAUUUAAACAGCAAGCACUGGUUUUUGAAACACUCCAUGAGGUAUUUUAGUGAAGAUGCAAUAUUUUUAUGUAGUGUGAUGCUAUAUCCUCAUUUUAAGACUCCUCCCUGAGCAUAGUAUUGGAACAGCCUCUCUCCUCCAUCCCCUCUGGCUCUUCCAACCACCUAUGCUGUGCGCCCCCACCAGUCUCUUCUGCGCACAUGGACGCCAGCAUAGCUGUCAGGUGGUUGGAAAGAAAAAGCGCCAGAAUAGUUCAUAGUACAAAUCAGUGAAUUCUCAAAUCUAAUUUUUUACUAAAUUUUUGAUACAGCCUCAAAUUGUUUUAUUAAAAAAUAAUUAAAAAUGGUAACGCUGACAGCAGUUUGUAUGAGCUCAGCUUCUUAGUAUCACUGCAAUGGGACUGACUGCUUUGCUCACUUUAAGUUCUGUCUCUCAUAGUCAUUGUUAAGUAUUAGAGACGUCUAGGUUUCUUGCCUUUUUAAAAUGAACUUCCACCUGUUUCUCCUGCAAGAUUGGAGUUGCCCCAUAGGCUGCUCCUUUGUUUUUUUCCUUUGGACUAAAUCAUUUUAAGCAUGGAUUUUUCUUGACCGUUUGAGAACUAUUUUUGGUACAUUUAGAGGGAGGAAAAAACCCUUUGCAAUAAUGUGUCCCUGCCCUGGCCAGGGCUAGGGCUGGGCAGACUCUGGCUGACUUUGCACACCAAGCAGACACUUUAAGCCAUAUUGACUGUUUUGCAAAGUAUGUUUGUGUGCUGACAUGGCCUGUUACACACUAAUGGAUGAAUGGUUAAAAUGACCUUCAGCUCCUACUUGCUAGGGUGGCUUUUACCAUCAAGCCUUUUCUCUGCUUAGAGAUCUUGUCAGUUAAAACAAACACCAUGUCUAAUUUUGUUAGGCCCUCCUUGGCUCCACAGUCUGUUUGCUUCUGCACCUCCAGGUAGAGUGGAGGGUCAGCAAUUGGUGGCAGUGCCCAUUUGAUACAACCUCAGGCAAGUUUUUACUCUUUCUGGCUUUACAGGCAUGCAGUUGCAAAAUGCCACACAGUACAAAUGCCACUCUUCCUUUCCUCCCUCUGUGCAGGAGUGCUAGAGUGGCCAACCUGCGGCAUGUGCGCCACAAGUGGCACAGGCAGCCUUUGCAUGUGGCGCACAUGAUCAGGAAAGGGACAGGCAGCUCAGUAGCAGAUUAGAACAGGGAGCAGAAAGAAGGACAGGCAGGGAGCACAGGGCAGGGAGCAGAAAGCAGAGCAGCAAGUCAAGCAGGGGAAGGAAAUUGGCAUGGCACUUGAGGAGGGUUUGGGCCUAAUUUGUGGCAUGCCUGCCAAAAGGGUUAGCACCCACUGAGCUAGAGCAUUGGCUUGUAUUUGAGUUGUGCAAGCUUCCCAGGAGAGGUCCAAGGGUCAUCUUGUCCUGCUGAUCUCUGGGGAAGGGGUGGUAGAUUGUCAUGCCCUGCUCUGUCACCCAGAAUGCUCCGAUUGUUUUGUGCUGAGACUAGAGAUGUGUCUAUGAGAGGGUUACCCCCUUCUCCCCCCCAGUCAGUUGUGCCAGAAGUAGCUGUGUUGAGGUCUGAGCUGACAGGGUUGCAUCUCAGAUGCCUAUCCAGCAGACCUGAAGCUAUCUACACACAAAAACCUCGUAAGCCUGAAUGCUGCAAUUUGGAAAGGCCUUCCAAACAGUGCUGUUGUCCCUAGCAACUGCAACCACUCCAGACUGGCCAUGCGCAAGCGCAAACCCUGUCAGGCCUGGGCCUACCUGUCACCAUAGAAACUGGAGGCGAAGGGGCAGUGAACAGAAUAAUAAUAAUAAUGGCAUUCUCAUCGGCCGCCUUCCCCUUAGCGCCAGUGCUGUUUAUUUAUGCCACUAGACACUGUAAUGUUGAGAGAAUCUUGUAUUAAAAAGUGUUCACCAACCACUGAUGUGUUUUUAUUUCCUUAUAUCAUUUUAAAGAUGUGUUUUCUGCAUUCUGUAAAGAAAGAUAUCAACUAAAUAAACCAGUGUACUUUACUACAAA
Alligator mississippiensis (American alligator) is the source of this 6044-nucleotide messenger RNA. RefSeq names its product dystroglycan 1 (gene DAG1). The record is from RefSeq and is a predicted model, not a curated record. Lineage: Eukaryota; Metazoa; Chordata; Crocodylia; Alligatoridae. Gene Ontology annotation, molecular function: calcium ion binding; laminin binding. The transcript has 4 exons. Gene Ontology annotation, biological process: axon guidance; morphogenesis of an epithelium; nerve development. The coding region runs from base 367 to 3051 and encodes 894 amino acids. Gene Ontology annotation, cellular component: dystroglycan complex; dystrophin-associated glycoprotein complex; sarcolemma.